Eriocheir sinensis (Chinese mitten crab) is the source of this 1787-nucleotide messenger RNA. RefSeq names its product nuclear transcription factor Y subunit gamma-like. Gene Ontology annotation, cellular component: nucleus; CCAAT-binding factor complex. Lineage: Eukaryota; Metazoa; Arthropoda; Malacostraca; Decapoda; Varunidae. Gene Ontology annotation, biological process: regulation of DNA-templated transcription. Bases 160 to 1137 code for a protein of 325 amino acids. Gene Ontology annotation, molecular function: DNA binding; DNA-binding transcription activator activity, RNA polymerase II-specific; protein heterodimerization activity. The transcript is spliced from 8 exons. The record is from RefSeq and is a predicted model, not a curated record.
AGAGUGUAUAGAAGAAAAUUAUUAUGAUUUGAAAGUGUCCGCCAUCUUUGUUUACAAGCUGCGGGUCAGUCUGGUGGCGCGAGGAUGAGGAGAGGCAAGCACGCGCCGCCCCGCGCCCACACGUCCGCCUAGCGCCCACGCCCCCGACCACCAGCCACCAUGUCUUUGGAUGGGCAGAUGGAGGGAGGGCAACAGGCCCAAACAGAGGCACAGCAGAGCCUCAAUAGCUUCUGGCCUAAAAUAACCGAGGACAUACGACAACUCACACAGAAUGACUUGAGGCAACAAGAGCUUCCCCUGGCUCGGAUAAAGAGGAUAAUGAAACUGGACGAGGAGGUGAAAAUGAUCAGUGCCGAAGCUCCAGUGUUGUUCAGCAAGGCAGCAGAGAUCUUCAUCACAGAGCUCACCCUCCGUGCUUGGAUACAUACUGAAGACAACAAGCGCAGAACACUACAGAGAAAUGAUAUUGCUAUGGCCAUCUCCAAGUAUGAUCAGUUUGACUUUCUCAUUGACAUUGUUCCAAGAGACGAACUGAAGCCCACCAAAAGCAGAGAUGAUGCUAACCGCACUGGCGUGCCCACCGACCAGCAUUAUUUCCAGAUAGCCCAGCACUACCAGGCUGUACUGCAGCAGUCCACAGCCAACAAUACCACCAGCAGCUCCCAGACUGUUCAACCAACCAGCGUUCAGCCACAGACAAUCCAGAUUGUCCAUGCUGGAGGACAGGCAUCAUCUGUACAGUCAUCUGGCACCACAGCAGCAUCCACCACACAGCCCCAGCAACAGGCUCCUCAGAUCAUUCAACUACAGGCACAGACUCAGCCACAGCAGAGUCAGCCUCAGGCACAGCAAUCACAACAGACAUCCAGUGGAGGCAUCCAAAUCAUCCAGCAGAUAAUUGGGCCUGAUGGACAGAUACAGCAGAUACCUAUCCAGUUGACGCCCCAGCAACUCCAGAUGAUAAAGCUGCAGAUGUCAGGAGCCACACAACAGCCGAUCAUCAUCCAGACAGCACCCAUCCAGGCUGUCACACAGCAGGCACAGACUGUCGUCACCUCACAGCCACAGAUCAUCCAACUCCAGCAGAGUGGAGGACAGCCAGUUUACAUCACACAAAGCCAAACUCAGCAGCAAUAACUUGCUGCAGCGCAUCAGAACCACCCACCUUUAGAUAUUAUGGCAACAUGCACUCACUACAUCACUGGUCUUUGCAAGACCUGACAUUGUGAAAAAGUACAAUGUUUCUAUGCCCACAGUAGGAUGGAGCUGAUUUCAUUCCAAGUGGCCUUCAUGUUUAUAAGUAUUAAGCAGCAGGCUUGAACAGACUCCUGAUAGGUUGGAGGCUCUGAGGUGACCCUCUGUUCUUAGAGGGUGAGGAUGGUCUAGGGACUGCCCUGUUCUCUUGCUGAGUCACAUUAGCAUUAGGGGCAUUUUGAGAUGCUUGAGAGCAUAGCAGCAACACACACCAUGCAUUCAUAUUGCUCCCAGGAUGGUGCCCACUAGUCUUGGAUGACACAACUCACUGGUAAGGUAAAGGGUGUGUUUGGUACAAUGCAUUCUUUUUUUCAAUUGGUUUGUGUGUUGGUAGAGAAAUAGAGACUGGAUGCACCAGAUGUGUUUAUCUAGUUUAUGCAAAAUAUAUUUUCAGACAAUUAGAUUCAUAUCAAAGAAUGUAUAAAGGAAUUGUAAAAAUAGCAUUUUAAUCCUCCACCUCUAUCUUGCUGGUGAUUUCCUCAUUUAUCAUUUUGUAAAAUAUAACUUAAGCAAUAAACUUAGCGUUUUGUAAA